Molecule: messenger RNA, 1772 nt
Organism: Centruroides sculpturatus (bark scorpion)
Lineage: Eukaryota; Metazoa; Arthropoda; Arachnida; Scorpiones; Buthidae
Product: mitochondrial sodium/calcium exchanger protein-like
Exons: 14
Coding region: 83-1762 (559 amino acids)
Biological process (GO): transmembrane transport; monoatomic cation transport; intracellular calcium ion homeostasis
Cellular component (GO): membrane
Molecular function (GO): calcium:sodium antiporter activity
Source: RefSeq, a predicted model, not a curated record
CGAAACUAUCUACGGUUUCUGCUCGUCAUCUAGCGAAUGGUUCUCGCCUAUAGGAAAAUUAACGUCGAGAUAAAUCCUUCGAAUGGUUCCUCUCGACAACUUGGUCUGUAAGGAAGACACCCGGCUUUCUUCGACAAGUUGCAAGUCCGUUCAUCACUUUAACUCCAGUUUACGAUGCGAGUUCGUAUCCAAAAACGUAGAUUGUCAAAUGAAGAAUCACUUGCCCUACAUGUGGUUUAUGUAUUGUCCCUUCGGCACCAAUGCCGUCCCUUUGGCCAUUUUCUUACUGAUACUGUGGUUAGUUACGCUAUUUAUUGGAUUAGCCGUGGUCUCUAAUCAAUUUUUAUGUCCGGCAUUAUUGGUGAUAACGAAGACUUUACGUCUGUCCCAAAACAUCGCGGGGGUAACGUUCCUGGCUUUAGGCAACGGCGCACCCGAUAUAUCGUCGUCGUUAGCCGGAACCUUUCAAAAGCGUUAUUCCUUGGUCGUGGGACAACUGUUCGGAGGUGGAAUUUUUGUUACUACGGUCGUAGCCGGUUCCAUCUGCCUAGCCAAACCUUUCCACUUAAUGAAGAGGCCGUUUCUUCGCGAUGUUAUCUUCUACAUCGCCGCCUCUUAUUGGGUAUUUUUCGUCUUCUGUCGUAAAAUAUUAACGCUCGGCCACGCGGCGGGUUUUAUUGCCUUUUACUGCCUCUAUAUAGUAAUAGUAAUCGUGGGAAGAAUCGUACAUCAGAAGUAUCGAAAGAAAAAAGAAAUUCCUUCGUACGGAUCUAUUAAUUCCGUUAAAGGUGACGAAGACGAGUCUUUCGAGCUAUCGGACUACGAAGGAGACGAAGGAUCGGGAGGAGAGAACUUUCGACCUUUCGACUUAUCUCAGCCCUCCGAGAAAUUGAUGCCAGAUGCGAAGAGUAUAACAAAAACUGAAUUUGACCGAGGGAAACACUUAUUGCGCCAAGUUUGUCCGUUGAAUCUAGAUACUUGGUCUCGAUUAAGUUAUCCCCAAAAAAUCUUCCAAGUGAUAAAGAUUCCCGCCGUUCUGUGCUUCGUCUUCGUUAUUCCCGUAGUGGAUUAUAAGAAAGAAAACGAUAAUUGGUGCAAGAUCCUCAAUACUAUUCACUGUAUCACCGGCCCGAUUUUUAUAGCGUUCUCCGCGCGAGUGGCCCACGUUCGCGUCAACGGAGUCUUUCCAGUUUGGGCUCUGGUGCUUGUUAUAUCCGCGGUGGUGGCAUCUAUUGUCUUCGUUACGUCGGACCACCAUUCCCCUCCAAAAUAUCAUUGGAUUUUUGGAUAUUUAGGCUUCUUCGUGUCGUUAUUUUGGAUCUAUAUGAUCGCGGAAGAGGUGACCGUCUUACUGAAAGCCAUUGGCAUAGUCUUCCAUAUCAGCGAUAUCGUUCUAGGUUUGACCUUCAUGGCGUGGGGAAACAGCAUCGGAGAUUUCGUCACAAACGUGUCCGCAGCCAGCAAAGAUCUUUCGAAAAUGGGAUUCUCCGCUUGUUUCGGAUCCCCUCUAUCCACUUUACUAUUAGGCCUGGGAAUAUCGUCUACGGUUAAUCUAAUCAGGUGCAAAAGCGAAAUACACCUGGAAUACAAUUCUCUGACCAUUUUACUGUACGCGAGUUUGGCCAUCAGCUUGGUUUCCACAUUAAUUAUCAUGACGUGGUUUAAUUACCAAGCUAACCGCUGGUACGGGUUCUACCUGAUUCUACUUUAUCUAAUCUUCCUUAUCUUCGCAAUCCUCGUGGAAUUUAAAAUAAUAUCUUAACAAAUCUAUU